GCCGGCAGCACCAUCGAAGCGGAGCUCGUGGGCGGCGGCGCCGCCGCCUCGCGAGGGAGGGCGCAGCCAGCGCGUGCUGCUUUGCCGCGGCUCGACUUCCACUGGAUCCAGGCCUGGCUGGGGCAGGCGGUCGGAGCCCCUCGCCUGGAGGGGCCGCCGGGUUUCGCCGACCGCCUGCUGCCGGACUGCUGGCUGGUGACGCGCAUGGACGACUACUUCACGGAAGUGCAGCUGUCGCUCUUCCUGGUGUGCGACCACAGCUCGCGCUUUGCCGCGCGCGUGCGGACGCAGGGGAAGUGCGGAGGGCUCAGCUACAUGCGGGACGCCAAGUUCAGCGUCUCUGGCGGCUGUCCGCUGGCACACUGUACAGUGUGCAUCCCCAAGAAGCGCGGCGGCGGCGUGUCCGUGUCCUUCCUGGAGAAGGUGCUCGCAGCCAACCCCGUCUUCCCUGGUUCGGUCGGCGCCAUUCAGGAGCUCGAGAGCAAGUGCGCGGCCAGCCUGGUCAGGCAGCGUACACUUCAGCAGGAGGCCAAAUACACCUCGCAGACCCUUCAGAAGAGAGAGGCCGCCCUCCGUCGCGCGGCCGACGCCCAUGUUUCAGCAGAGGCAGCACUCGCCAAUGCGAAGGAUGAGGUGCUCGUGGCUACUGAGGAGGUCAUCCAGGCCCGCCUGGCCAACGACAAAGCAAUCGAGGGCUACGCGGCGGAUGGCAACAAUAUCCUGCUCGCCAUUCAGGAGGCCGGCUUCACCGACAGUGGGGACGAGUUCGAUGAAAAACAGCAGCCCGCCCUCAAGGAGCUCAAGUCGCAGAUGGACAGGCGCGUGUCGGAGGUCGCGGCGCUGCAGCAAGUCCUCCAGGACACGAUCAAGACAGCGCAGGAUAUCCGCGCAGCGCCCGCCAAGAGGCUCCAUGGGAACGGCGGUCAGGCUAUCCUGUGCAAGGAGAUGUUAGCCACCGCGUCCUUCGAGGACUGGCGCCAGGCCGAGCUGGGGCGAGCCGGCAAGGACCCGUUCGAAGGUUUCUGUCCCAUCGCGUGGUACGCCAAGGCGGGCAACCCUAUCGUCGUGUCCGCCUGCCUCCAGCAAAAGUACGGCUUCAGGGUCCCCUGGAAGACGCACGUCGGCCUCGCGUUCUCCGCAUGCGGCGGCAUGGACAACUGGUGGAAUCGUGCCAUCCAGGCCUUCGACGACCCCUGCCCCGACGGCAUCGACACGGGGUACCCUGCUCCAGCGGUUGGCCAGAACGAGACUACGCUCGACGCCGCGGAUCGCGAUCCCAUGGGCGACCUCGAGCGCGACUUCGACCACGGAGGAACGGCGACUCCGAUUGCGUCGCCGACGCCUUCGCGCAGCCUCGCGUACUCGGGCGAGAGGCUGAUGUCGCACUUCCUCCUCGACAGGAAUAUGGGCGCCAAGGUCGAGGUCGCGAGUGGGUCACGACGCGGCGCUGUCCGAGAAACGCGGGUGCUCAGCGGCAAUCUGGCUGAGCUCCUGUAUGUAGCCCUGGACAGCGAGAUCCAGAAACCCUUGAUGCAGGACGCGGACGGCGUCUUUGUCGCCUGGGUUGCAGCGGUGUCUGAUCUCAGCCAGCAGCUGGGUGAACCCAUUCCAGGCAUCAUCGACAUGGCCGAGACGCUUGGCAGGUGGUCGCCAAGGCCCUGGUGGAUGGGCGCCGAGCUUGCAGCGUGUGGGCGCCCAAAAUGUGGCGAGAUUUACAAGGUGAGCUUCGUCGUGAUAUCAAGCCGCGCCCGCCAGUUCGCGACGGGCGCGCAGGCGUCGAGGGGCGCGGGCAUGCCGCGCCCUGCCAGAUCAUGGAUCGACGUGCUGACGUUGGGCAGCAGACGUGGACAGGCCGAGGGCAUCGACGCCGUGGGCCGCGUCGAGGUGCAGCGGCUGCCCGCGCCUGCCCGCCAGGACCUCGUCUCCUUGCGCGCCCGCGACGGCAAGAAGUCAGCCCGGCUUUUCGCCGCCCUGGGCGCCGUGGCUCCGCAGCCCAAGGGUGGUGGCAGGAUUCCCGGUCAGCUCCCCUUCUUGAUGAAGUUGUGGUCCAAGAUGCGCGACCGCUUUUCAGAAGGAUGGAGCGACCGGCUCGCCGAGUUCCGGGGCGCAGCAGCGCGAGGUUCCUCGCCGCUGCAGGCAGCCAUUGUUCGCAGUUGCAUGGGCGAUUGUUGUCCGAUUCUGUUUGACAGCAGCGCCGCGAUCCUGCUUGACCUUGAGGAGCUCAAUGACAGCAUCUCGAUGCCAGUGUUACGCAAGGCGGGCCUCAGACAGGGUUCCCCAGCUAUCAUCGUGGCGGUGGAGCUUCAGAUGUUCCCGGCGCCGCGCUAUCUUCGCGGGCGCCGCCGGGUGUCCAGAGAUAUCCUCCCCGCCAAGUCUUUGGUUGCAGGAUCCCCGCGCGGCGGUAAGUUAGCGAAGGCAGUGCAAGGCCCCAUUCUCUACGACGCCCACCUCCGCUACCAGCGCAGCAUCGUGAUCAGGACCUUCAUCGAUGACGCGGCCAUCCGUGUGGAGGGAACAGUCAGGUCAGGUGCUGACGCGUUGAUCGAAGCUGGCGGUUUCGCGGGGCGUUCGAUGCAGAACGACGCAGGCUCGAGACAGGAUGAGGCUGCCAAGCGCUCCGGGGCCACUGGCGAGCUCCGCCGCCUCGCCAAGCUUCGUCGUUUGUUUCAGAUACUCUGGCGGACUGGCAGCUAUCCCCGGGCGCUCUACGGGCACCUGCAGAUGAGCGCCCCGGAGUGCGACAUCAUCGACUUCCGGCAUUGCCUCGCCGCCGUCCUGGCGACGGCCCUCGGCGACGGAGACCCAGCCAAAGCAGUUCGUCGGUGGCAGCUGACCACUUGGCUCGCGAUGCGGAUUCAGAACCCCGAGCUCCACCCGCGCAUCCAGCAGGCGCGGGGCGUCGUCGCCCCCAGGAUCAAACGCGCUGGUCAGAGGAAGUGGCGCAUAUUGAAGGGCCCAGCCAGCGCCGCGAUAACCACCUUGUGCGGCAUCGGUUGGGGCCCAGUCAAGGCGACGCGGUGGGGCGCGGCCUGCGACCGCUCGUGGCUCACCCCGACAGCUGACGACGACAAGUCAGCAGCUCCAUCGACAAUAAUCUCUGGAGUGUGGCUGCCCUACGUGAAGCGGCUGACGACCUUCGGCUGGGAGCUGGCGAGGGCCAACCGCGCGGCCAGCCCGUCCCUGCGGCUCGGGGGCGUCCCGGGCCGCGCUGACACAUGCCCGGUGUUUGACGAAGAAAAGCAGCCCGUCUUUUUAGCUUUUGGAAGCUUCGCCUCCGUGCCCCGCGAUGCCAAGGGUUUCCUGUGCGUCUUCGGGGGCCCUCGGCGCCGCGGGGGCGCGUAG
Prorocentrum cordatum is the source of this 3342-nucleotide messenger RNA. The record is from the annotation of a GenBank genome assembly. Lineage: Eukaryota; Dinophyceae; Prorocentrales; Prorocentraceae.